Messenger RNA from Striga hermonthica, 1461 nucleotides. Lineage: Eukaryota; Viridiplantae; Streptophyta; Magnoliopsida; Lamiales; Orobanchaceae. The record is from the annotation of a GenBank genome assembly.
AUGGAUGAGUCUGUAAAGUCCACCUCCCGACUGGAUGUUUCAGUUUCUUUCGGUAGAUUUGAAAAUGAUGAGCUUUCUUGGGAAAAAUGGUCCUCUUUUUCACCAAAUAAAUACUUAGAGGAAGUGGGCAGUUUAUCUACACCGGGAUCAGUUGCCCAAAAGAAGGCAUAUUUUGAAGCACACUACAAGAAGAUUGCAGCUAAAAAAGCCGAGGAAAUGGAGCAGGAACAAUCAGCUGGUCCCAUUGUUCGGACAUUAAACAAGGAAGACAGUUUUGAAAAUUCAUCUGAGCCUGAUAGUUGUCAUGGUUUGUCCAAUGGUGAGAAAUUAGCCGAAGAAUGUGCGACUGCAGAGCCAAAUGCUUCCAUUUUAAAUGUGAACAAAGAUGAAAAUAGUGAUAGAUUGUCUGAGAGAGAUGAGUCUAGAAAUUAUUAUAUGAAUAGUUUAAUGAAUGAGGUUAAUUCACACGAGGAGAAAAAGGAUAUUAUUGCUGUUGUGGAGUGUGAAAGCGUGAAAGUCGAGGAAGUUGGUCACGAAACGAAUGUCAAUGAUGUGGAUGAGUCUAAAUUAGUCGAAGUCGAAAAAGAUUCUGUAUCAGUUGUUGAACCAGAGACUACUCCGAAGGACUCUCAAGGUGUAGUGGCAAAACGUCCCGCUAAGAAAAGUAUCAGAGAACAACAAACAAGUGUACUGAAAAAGGAAAAUUCCAAGUCAAGCCCACGUACCAUAACUCGAAAGGUAACAACCCCAACCAAUAAGGAUAAAACUCCAGCUGUGGCAAAGAAAAAAGUUGUAUCGCCAUUGACAAAACCAUUGCAAGCAGCAGCUUCUCGGUAUUCAAAGCCAACAUUGAUGUCAACAACACUUAAACAAGCCUCUCAGUCUUCAAACAAGAAGACAAAUGGGUCCCCAAUCCCGAAAAGCAAUGACUUUUUGGUUGAGAAAGGCAAAAAAAUUACACCCACAUCAUUGCACAUGUCACUUAGUUUAGGUCCCACAAGUUCUUUAGGAGGGCUCCCUAUGACGAGAAAUUCUUUGAUAAUGGAGAGGAUGGGAGAUAAGGAUAUCGUAAAGCGGGCUUUCAAGACUUUUCAGAAUCGUGCUAAUGGAUCAUUAAUGGCUGAUAAGAAACCAAGUUCGGUGAAGAAUGUUUCUUCUUCGGCUGUAUUGGAGCCAAAGGUCACGAGUUUUCGCACUCCAACAAAGGGGAAUAUCGGAUUUAGGAAGGACACUGAGAAGACAACUACCCCAAAGAGUCAUCCAGGAUCUAAAUCAAAUCCUCUGCCCUCUGGAUCACACAAAAGCUCGGGUCUGGGUAGGAAGAAUACGAUUGUGCCCUCACCAAGUACUGGCUUGAAAAUUGAUGAAAAAUCUGAAAAACGGAAAGAGUUCCUAAAGAACCUGGAGACAAAAUCAAUUGCCAGAGUGGCUGCAAAUGCUCAGAGGUUGGUGAAAAAGUGA